Messenger RNA from Hypanus sabinus (Atlantic stingray), 3971 nucleotides. Its product is annotated as NACHT, LRR and PYD domains-containing protein 3-like. Gene Ontology annotation, molecular function: protein binding. The record is from RefSeq and is a predicted model, not a curated record. Bases 189 to 3365 code for a protein of 1058 amino acids. Lineage: Eukaryota; Metazoa; Chordata; Chondrichthyes; Myliobatiformes; Dasyatidae. The transcript has 15 exons. Gene Ontology annotation, cellular component: cytoplasm.
UGCUCAGUCCGGGAAGGACAGUGUUGUUUUUCGUUCUUUGUUGAAGUGGGUCGGCCGUGGGAUUGGGAUCGGGAGGGGGUUCCCACCCUCGCCCCUUGGGGCAGGGAGCCGAGGACGGAUUAUUCUCUGCGGGGCGACGACAACAGUUUCCUUUCGAACUACAAAAACUAAUUUCACCUGUCCUCAAAAUGGGUCAAUGUUUCAGCAGUGGAAAAGUUCCAGUGGCGUCAACAUCAAGAAAGGACCCGGAGCAGAAAAAACUGAAAAAACCUCUCCACAAAAUGGAUCAAGUUUCGAGCAGUGGAGAAGAUCCAGUGGCGUCAACAUCGGGAAAGAACCGGGGUCCAAGCUCAGAGAUCACCGAGCUCCUGGCAAGCUGGAACGAUUUCCAGCUGCUGCAGUUGACGGACUUCUACCGGGACAGGCUGGAGCAGGCGAUGGAAGGAGGGGUGUCCGGAGUGAGCCUGGCGUUAACGGCCGAGAAUCAGUUCAGUGGAGAGGAACAUCGGAAAAUCUCUGAUCUCGCUGAUAAGGGAGAGUGGGCGGACAGUUCUAAACUCCUCCUGAGCCUGGUGAUGGAGAAAGGCUCCCGCGCCCGGAGGGUGAUGUGGGAAACCUUUGUGAAAAUGCGGAUUGGUGUCCCAAAGUUGGACAAAAUACUGAAAGAAAUACAGGAACAUGGUUGUGUACCGGUCCAUCAACCCUUACCGGAGAUUCCCAGGGAGCUGAAAGAACUUCAGCAGAAACACAAGGAGAGUCUGCGGGAACAACCUGAAACACUGAGAGUGAACACGAUCCUGAUGAGGGAGAAGGUGAAGGUUUUCCAGCUGGUUGAUCGAUACGCUGAGCUCACGGUGAUUACUACUGUUCGAGACCGGAGACUGGUGGAACAUGAGCUGCUGGCAAGAGGCAGAGACCACGAGGAGUGGAGACACAAACAUCUGUGUGACCAACUGGAAAUACUCCGGAGUGAUCAGUUGUUCCUGAGAAGAUUUUCACGGAAUAAAUCCACAUCUGCGAUUUUGGCAGCAGUAGCCGGAGUCGCGGGGAUCGGGAAAACAACAAUGUAUCCUUACUUUGGGAAUUUCCUGAGAGAGAUCUGGAAGAACCCCGAGGGAUUGCUCUUGAUAUUCGAUGGUUUGGAUGAAUUCAAAGACAAAAUUGAUUUUGCUGACAGUCAGAGAGACACAGAACCUCAGCCCACAGGCACAGAUCCUGAAUUCAAGUGCAAGGUGUCUGACAUUGUGUACAGUUUAAUCCAGGGCAAGCUGCUCCCAGGGUGUUCAGUGCUGGUGACCACCCGUCCGACUGCGUUACAUUUAUUGGAAAAGGCAGAGAUCAGUAUCUGGGCUGAAAUCCUGGGAUUUACUGAUGAGGAACGGAAGGAAUAUUUCAUCAGACAUUUUAAAGAUCAGACUGUGGCGGAAGCUGUUUUCAAACACGUGAAGGAGAACGAGAUCCUGUACACCAUGAGCUACAACCCCUCCUACUGCUGGAUCCUCGCUCUGGCACUGGGCCCCUUCUUCACACAAAGAGUCAGGGACCCGCAGCGAGUUCCCAAGACCAUCACCCAACUGUACUCCUACUAUAUUUACAACAUCCUGAAAAACCACGGCCGUGAGAUUGAGAACCCCCGUGAUGUGUUACUCAGAGUUGGUCAGUUGGCCUUCAGAGGAGUGUCCGAGAAGAAGAUUGUGUUCACAGAUCGAGAUUUGAUCAAGUACAAUCUGCAGCCUUCCCAGUUCCUAUCCGGGUUCCUGAUGGAGCUUUUGGAGAGAGAGGAUUCUGCCCGGAGCGUGGUGUACACAUUCCCGCACCUCACCAUCCAAGAGUUUGUAGCUGCAGUCGCACAAUUCCUGAAUCCCCAUCCCGGGGAUAUCCUGAUAUUACUCACUGAAGCCCAGAACAUGACAGAUGGGCGAUUUGAGGUAUUUCUCCGUUUUGUUGCUGGUCUCUCCUCCCCAAUGACAGCUUGGGGCCUAGAGGAGUUUCUGUGUCCACCUCUACAUCAAACAACCUACCGAGUGAUUGACUGGAUGAGGGAGGAGGUUAAACGUCAGAGUGGAAACACAUGUAGUGAAGCUGGUAAAAGGAGCCUCCUGAACACAUUGCACUACCUGUUUGAGUCUCAGAAUCGUGGACUGGCUCAGGCCGCACUGGGAUCUGUGGAAACACUUUCAUUCAGUGGAAUGCCACUGACCCCGAUUGACUGCGCGGUCCUGUCUCAUGUCAUCGGACACUGUGAUACAAUAAAACACCUCGACCUGGAGAACUGCCACAUUCAGUGUGAAGGAAUCCAGCGGCUGGUACCCGGGCUGCACAAGUGCCUGGAGUUGCGACUUGGGCUUAAUGACCUGGGAGAUUUAGGAGUGAAUCUGGUGUCUGCGGCUCUGAUGAACCCGGAGUGUAAAAUACAGAAAAUGUGGCUGGACAAUGUCAAGCUCACAGAUUCUGGUGCCAAGGAUCUCGCCUCCGCUCUCAGUACAAACCCAUCACUGACGGAGCUGAACCUGACUGACAAUGAACUGAGAGAUUCAGGAGUUAAACUGGUGUCUGCGGCUCUGAGGAACCAGGAGUGUAAAAUACAGAAACUGUGGCUGAGGAAUGUCGGUCUCACAGAUUCUGGUGCCGAGGAUCUCGCCUCUGCUCUCAGUACAAAACCAUCACUGACGGAGCUGGACCUGAGUGAGAAUGAACUGGGAGAUUCAGGAGUUAAACUGGUGUCUGCAGCUCUGAGGAACCAGGAGUGUAAAAUACAGAAACUGUGGCUGAGGAAUGUCGGUCUCACAGAUUCUGGUGCAGGCGACCUCGCCUCUGCUCUCAGUACAAACCCAUCAAUGACGGAGCUGGGCCUCGGCUGUAAUAAACUGGGAGAUUCAGGAGUGAAACAGGUGUCUGCGGCUUUGAGGAGCCUGGAGUGUAAAAUACAGAAACUGUGGCUGGACAGUGCCGAUCUCACAGAUUCUGGUGUCGAGGAUCUCUUCUCCGUCCUCAGUAUAAACCCAUCACUGACGGAGCUGGACCUGAAUGGUAAUAAACUGGGAGAUUCAGGAGUGAAACUGGCGUCUGCGGCUCUGAGGAACGCAGAGUGUAAAAUACAGAAACUGGGGCUGGAGCGUGUCGGUCUCACAGAUUCUGGUGCCGAGGAUCUCGUCUCCGCUCUCAGUACAUACCCAUCACUGACGGGGCUGAAACUGGGACUAAACUCGCUGACAGACGGAUCAGUCCCCGCUCUCCGCCGCCUCAUACUGAACCACCAGAGGCUGAAGUGGAUCGAGUUGCUGAAGAAUAAGUUCAGUGAGACCGGGGAGAAGGAACUGAGACCUCUGCGGGGAGUCAGACCCGGACUGACAGUGGCCGUGUGAACAUCUGAAUGAGUGAACACCCCCACCCAUGGGAUGGCAACAUUUUGUCCGAUUCGCCGCCCUCCCCUUUAACUCCCGCCCUUAACUUAAUUGAGGCACACCGGGGGUAAUUCCCAACAGUUUUAACGGAACCUGCUCCAGUCUUGAGCUCGGUGACAUCGGAAGCGGUCCAUCGUGACGUAUAUCUGCCUGUUGUCCGGCGGAACAGCUUCGGCCGGAUGUGCGGGCUCGAGACUUCGCCACUUGAGACUCUGGGGAAUCACACAGACAGGAAGAGCCCGGGAUCCGGGACUCAGUCUGGAAUAGCGGUGUCCCGGGGUGGGAUUACCCCGGGAGAGAAUCCUUUUGCUCCCUUUGCUGAGGACGGUGCAUUCGGCAGUCUGGCCGAUAUAAUGAGGUUAAAUGGACAAUUACCUCGGCAGUGACACUGGAUCUGCAGCGAUAUCGGACACGACCCUGAAGUGUGAUUUUAUAAUCAUCGGUUCCCCGAUGCAGAGUGACGGUGAGAAACGGGACUGAUUAUUCAAACUGUCACUCGUUGUCGCCAGUCAGUUAAUUGUGUUUGACUGUGAGUGAGUCGAUUUACAUUUGUCGUGACGAAAUCAA